AUGGCAAAAGAGCGUGCGACACGUGCGCCAGGUGUGAGCGGGCUUUGCCUUCUAUUCGCAGCAUGCGCGAUGCUGCUGAACCAGGUGUUCCUCGCCGUGAUCUUCCCAUUUCCCGAUGGCGAGGCUCCUGAACAGAACCAGCUAGCAGAGGUUGGCCUUCCCUCGCUGAAGCUGAAGCCUGCGAGCCUCGCUCCGGGCUUCAGUGGCUGCUCUAAGGGGCGAGGCGACGUUUUGGCAGAGCCGGAGGAAGCCGCAACAUGGAAAGAUAUUGCCAACCCGCUGGCUAAGCUUUCACCGGCCUCCUUGAGGCUGCUGCCCAGGCCAGAGGACAAUGCGCCUACUGGGCAUCAUUGGCUGACCUUUGGCAUGUCUUCCAUCAAGCGGCCGAAGGCAUCAUAUUUGGAGAUCACUUUGUCCAGGCUGUUCAACGUGCUGGAUUUGGAAGAAGCCGCAACUGCGAUCAUUGUGCAUUUGGCAGACUUCGACGAGGAAUGGGUGCUGAAUACUGCCAGCAAGCUGAAUGAAGGAUUCACCAACGAAGUCUUGGAGGGCGACUUGCACGUCAUACAUGCGCCGCGGGAUAUCUACCCACUGAAACAAGCCAAUGUGGAAGCUUUCCGACUAUCUGGGUUUAAGCAGACUGAACUGAAUGCAAGAUACACUAGACAAGCGGAUGCCGCAACUGAUCGCGUGUCCUACAGAUCUGCCAGUGGCAUGUACGUCCUCGUGUGGUGUAUUCAAACAACCAACGUUGUUCAUCGGCGUUGGGUCCUGGUCGCGUCGCAGGAUGUGGAGGCAGCUCAGUCAACAGGAGAUUGCAAAGCUCAAGCUCGAGCACCAGAGGAGUUGGAAGUUCUGGACGAGAGUGUGCGAGGUUGGGAGGAGAAGUUGAAUGAUCAGUGGAUCAAGGCCACCGCUGUCAAGCUGUCAGAUUUCGUGAAUGAGAAGGGCGUGCUGCUCAAGUUUGGUGACAGCCCGAAGAGAACGUGGUGGAGGACGAAGCAGAAUCUGGACUAUACAUUCCUGAUGUGGUACGCGUCGAACAUGUCGGAGUACUAUAUGCAACUGGAAGAUGAUGUCCAUCCUGUUCCAAGCUUUGCUGCAUUCGUGCGGAGUGCCCUCGAAAGGUCCUUGAUUGGCAACCCUUGGGUUAUGGCGUCCUUUUCAGGCCUGGGUUUCAUUGGCAAGUUGUUCAACAACACGCACCUUCCGAGCUUGGCAAACUUCUUGCUCACCUUCAGCGAGGAGGCCCCUUGCGACUGGCUGGUUUGGUGCUGGAUCGAUGUUUGGAGCUCUACUCCUGCAACUGCCGAUCUGCCCAAAGACGUGGAGACGGACGCCAACAAGCAGGCCGAAGCCGCCAAGAAGGGACUUGAGGCUGUCAAGAAGCUGCCGAAGCUGAGGAGCGAACUCUCCACGUAUUACCUUGACAAGUCCUUGCCCCGGGUCUUCCUUUUGGAUGAGGUGUUUCAAAAUGCAUCAAAGCCCAAGAUCGACGCAAAUGGUGUUUCCAGCUCAAGAUACCCCAGGGCAACGGUCGAAAGCACCAUGAAGACGUACCAGCACUACACUCCUCAAGCUGCCUACCCACCGGGCGACCCACUGGGAUUCUGGUCGGCGGACACCUGCUCAGAGAAGGAAAAGGAUGACUUGUCCUGUGCAAGCCAGAAGUACUUCAGACUCAGGCUGAACGACGCCUUCUCCGCAAAGCGAGCCCAGGUUAUCCUUCGUCAAGGCCGCAAGGGCCACGAGGCAGACUUCAUCCGAAAGGGAGAACUACGAGUUUCUCAUAGGAGCGACUGCAGCGACCCCAGCAGACUCACAGAGAUCUCCAAGCCGGAGGAGGUCUGGGAAGGCAAGCUGGAGGCGGUAACAUGCUUGGACAUCGGUCUGCGUGAAAGUCAAUCCGAGUGGGUUUCCAUCCGGGAGAUCGUCUUGCAGAGUCUCGACGUUCAGCAGACUUCCACUCCGACAGCUCUGCAAAACGAGGAGCCUCCACAAAAGAAGGCAGAUGUACAGUACUCGCUGCAGCAUGCUUUGUUGGCAGCCCUUGUUGGUUUUUCUGCAGGCGGCCUUGCCUGGCUUGCUGUUUGGGCCUGCCAGUGUGCGUGUCGCGAUGUGACAGCAGCUUCCGGGCUGCUUAGUUGGUGGACUCUGUACUACCUGGUCGCACUUGACAUUCUCAUCUACUUCUUCGUGACUCCUACCGAAUCUUCCAAACCACCGGUGGCGGUCCCUCAAGCUUUCAGCAUGCUUCGGCCUGUUCCCUCGAGGCGUCUGCAGUUUCAGCCCGUCUGCAAGUCGGGAGAACCUCGCAAAGAAGCGCUGGCUCUCGAUUGGCGCUCUAUGGGCUCUGGGAUUUUGAGCAUCAGUCCGCAGAAGUUGGUGCAUCUUGGCCCUGGUCCAGAUCCCCGGGACCCCAAGCAGGUCCAACGUUCAAGAGCCCUCGUUUCUGUUGGAUUUAUCCUGGAUCCGACCCUCGAGCUCGCCGAGAGCAUCCUCGACGGGUUGCUCAACGCUGGCGACAGGGCUGUGAUUGGGCUCCUCGUGGCCCACGGCUCCCCUGCGCAGCGCGCGCAGCGCCAGAGCUUGCUUGAAAGCAUCGGGGCCGUGCUGCGAAAGCUCAGCCCGGACAAGCAAACGCUGGUGCAUCUAUUGGAUCCUUCACCGGACUUAUUCCCAGAGCCUUCCCGCCACCCUCACAACAUCAACCUGGCGCUUUUGAUCCAAUUCCUUCGGCCGCUGGCUGAGACUUUCAUGUCCGUGGAGUGGGGAAGUCCUCUGGCCCAGGAUUACCCAAUGCUAAUUCAGAGGCACGUCAACCUCCUCACUUCACAGAAGGUCCCCUGGCUCUGCAUCCAUUUCAGUAAACUCGGGCAUCAUCGGAAGCUCAUCCGCUCCAAGAUCUUGCACCGGUGGAUGGAGAUGCUGGUGAUGUUUCCUCAAACACCCGCAGACGCGUUGUACUGGGACUUCGUUGAUGUUGUUGGCAAUCAGACAGUGCCCAAGGCUCUCGCAUUAGGUGGUGUCAAAGGCGAGCGAUCAGACAUCAGAAUACUACACGCCAAGGACAAAGAGGCAAUUCUGGAGCAUCUCGGGGAUGUUUCGUCCUUGCAGGGAAAGGUCCAACGAGCCACGGAAGUAUGGUUCAAGAAGAACCCGCUCCUGGACUCGUUGUUCGACAACCCCCCGGCAGAGCUCACCAGCAACAUGGAGGGCCGGGCAGAUCUCUUGCAAUCUCUCUACGACGACUCUGACCUCCGUGAGAAGGUCACCUGUGGUGGGCAUGAAGCAAGGCAUUGCCGCGAUUGCCCCAAAGGACAUGGUUCAAGCUGGUGCAAUGUUGAUUGCGGAUGGGCUAACGGCCAGUGCAAAGCCAUCUACAAGACCUCAGAUGUCACUGCACCGGCACUGGAGGGCUCCUGGGUGGAGUUGACCUUCAAACAAGCCCAUGAUGUCGAGGCCGUCAACCUUCGAAUGGGUGGCUAUGUCAGGCCUGCCUGCGAGAAGUGCAGCAACAAAGGGGCGGAGGUUCCUGACGACGACUUUGACCAUUCGUUGGAUGAUGCGGAGAUGCUCUUCGGGUACGGGCGGAGCGACCCCAGUGCCAUGUUGUCCUGCAGCAGAUACACAAAAAUCACAGCCUUGGCUGGGCGGGAGGUAUUCUGGCGCAGCAGCUUCAGCACACCGGUGAGGGAUGUACGGUGCAUUCGCAUCCAAGUCACUCGUGCCCAGCAGCAUCCGCUGGUGCUGCGUGGCAUCCAGGUACGAACCACGAAGGCUGAUCCGGUUCGUUUGUUUGAAGCCUUUCGCCGAUUUGGGUGGUUAGGCUAUCGAUCCAGCUAUGUGGAGCCAGCAGCAACGAACCAGCAGCUACAGAACAGUGGGGAGGGGGCAGAUCGCCCUAGGCAGACGCCGCAGGAUGCCGCAUACAUGCUGAGCCACAGUGAACGGAUGGAGCGAGCAGCACCUGGAAUGGGCCAACACCCCAGUGCCAGAGAAGUCCGUGUGUUCAAGACGACCUUCGGCAGUCCAACCACCCUCGCAAAUCUCUGGAAGCAGCAAAGCCUGCUUGCCGGAUUCAGCUGCGCACAAGAUGGUGUAGAGCGUGGCCAUUCCAACUCAUUCAAUCGCUUCUUUCACAUUCUGUCGUUGCUCGGGCGGCUGCUGCUACUUGUACUUUUUGCUGAGCUGCUUUGUGUCAUUUGCUGCCAGGUUGGAUCAGAUGCCUCCUUCCCACGUCUUCUACGAGCUAACAUGGUCAACAUCUACGAAAUCUUCGAGUGGUUUCGGCAUCUGGCGGCCAAGUCGUGGAGCUUCUUAGCGAUGGGUCCAUGUCAAUGUCGUGUCUCCUUGGCGGAUGAUCUUCCCAGUGUUGAGGAGAUUAUGAUCAGUAUCAAAGGCAAGGCAGCCGGCGAGGCUGAAACCUCUCAGUUGCCUUUCUUCAUUGGUGGCCUGCUGGUUGCCCUGGCCGGAGUCGCUGCUCUUGCGCUUGGCGGCGAGACUUACGAUGACGUGGAUGACAAGAAGGUUGUUGAGGAGUACUUCAACACCACAGGCUUCGAGAGAUGGCAGAAGAUCUACGGAGAAACCGACGAUGUAAACCCGGUGCAGAAAGACAUCCGGGUGGGCCAUGCGCAGACUGUCGACAAGAUCUUGGGCUGGCUGGACCCAAACACGAUCUCCGGCAAAACUGUCUGCGAUGCAGGGUGCGGGACGGGCAGCCUCUCUAUUCCGCUGGCCAGCCGCGGGGCCAUGGUCAACGGCAGCGACAUUAGUUCUGCUAUGGUUGGCGAGGCCGAAGUUCGAGCCAAAGAAUCGCUACCGGCAGAGAAGCUGCCAAAGUUCUCAACUUCUGACCUGGAGGCGAUCUCUGGUUCGUACGACACGGUGUGCUGCGUGGAUGUACUCAUCCACUACCCGCCAGACAAGAUGUCUGGGAUGGUGCAACAUUUGGCAGGGCUCAGCAAGGAGAGACUGAUCUUGUCGUUUGCGCCCAAGACCUGGUACUACAAACUGCUCAAGCGAAUCGGUGAGCUUUUCCCUGGCAAGUCCAAAACGACCCGUGCAUACCUCCAUGAUGAGGCAGAUGUGGAGGCCGCACUGCAGCAAGCAGGUUAUCAGGUCACCCGCAAGGACAUGACAGCCACCAACUUCUACUUCUCGCGGCUUUUCGAGGCCAAGCCGGUCGCGUCCUGA
This is a messenger RNA of Symbiodinium sp. CCMP2456, 5199 nucleotides long. The record is from the annotation of a GenBank genome assembly. NCBI's taxonomy places the organism in Eukaryota, Dinophyceae, Suessiales, Symbiodiniaceae.